This is a messenger RNA of Cladophialophora immunda, 2954 nucleotides long. RefSeq lists its product as uncharacterized. The coding region runs from base 257 to 2494 and encodes 745 amino acids. The record is from RefSeq and is a predicted model, not a curated record. The transcript has 2 exons. Lineage: Eukaryota; Fungi; Ascomycota; Eurotiomycetes; Chaetothyriales; Herpotrichiellaceae.
GCCCGAUGACCGUCUCAACACACUAUCGCACCAUCUAUUGCUUUCGUCGCCGUAGUUCAUCUUCUCUGCGCAUUUUAAUGUCUCCUGUGCUGAUCAAGUCCUCAUUUUGGUUAUAUUUUGACUUGCGCCUUGCCUGAUAUCGCUGUCUUGCGUGAUAGUACAGGUGCAAAGUUGGGCGUCAAGAUCCCUACGCCGGUUGAUUUGGUGCAUAUGCGGUGAACCCAUCUCAGUUCGAAAUUCAACAAGAUACACAAAAAUGUUUCACAAAAGAAACAGCCUGAGCGGCAGAAAAGUCUCUCCGCCCCAACCUACAUGCAUGACUGCUGAACAGAAAUCUACCUAUCUCGACGAUCUCAGAAACAAUCGUCCCACUAGACCAACCGGAUCCAGGCCCGCGCCUUUUCCCUCCCGGAAUUAUGGCUCCCUGACGUCGCAGUCUUCGUUGGCACGGUCCGACUCAGCUCCCACGACGACUGGCUCAAAGCAUGGAGAUAUUCUGGAUGAUGUUGAAAAUGACCCUCCAACGGUACAAAAGUCGUAUUCUUUCUCUUCCACCUCCAAAGGCCGACCUCUCGCACAACCCCCAACCGGUGACCGACCGAUCUUGAACGGAAGGAAGGUUUCUCCGACUGCUACUGUCCAGGUCCCGUCAAUUGCACAAGAAGGAGUCUAUGUCGAGUCGGUCACGCGGAGGCUAGAAAAAGAGGAGGCACACAGUAUACGGGAAGCGUUGGAGCUCAUCGACCAAAAGGAUGAAGAACGACGGAUUUACGAUGCUGCCAAAGACGAAGCUGCCGAACUGGUCUGGAAGCAUCAAUACCCCAAGGCCGCCGAAGAGGAAAAAGUGGCUCCAUAUCGAAACCCAGACUUGAAGGCUAAGGAGAGACGACAGAACAGUGGAAACCGUCAAAUCAGUGGUUCCAGGAAAGUCUCGUUUCCGACUCCGAACAACAAGAUAUACGAAGAACCAGAACCCGAGGAGGAGCUUCCAAGGACGUCCAUUCCGCCGCCCAGUGCAGACCUACCUUUGAGGGCUAAAUCACGCAACAAACUCCCCUGGUUGAGAACGAAAAGUCCAGACACGGUGGAGGAUCCUGCCCAAAUCCCCCAGGCUAAGAAGUUCGAUCGCUUCGAGAUUCACAGAAAUCCACCCACCCAGUCACGUAAGGCCGACUACACCGAGAACACACCUCCGCGGGCACCUGCCAUCGAUGUGAUUGAGGAAGUUGACACACCCAACUCCACCAGUACUUUGGAGAUUCGGAGUGAAGAAAUCCGAGCAGCAACAAGUAUGAAGAGGAAGGACCGGAGUCCUAAUCUUCCCACGCCUACCGCUGUCAGUGACCAACUUGGGCGACCCAUUGUCAGCUUCGAUCCGACAUGGAAACGCCCCAGUGACUCACCGAGAACAAGUGAAGACGUCGAAAUACCGGUCGUGAAGGUAACCGAAUCACCUGCAGUACGACCAUUGCCGAAGCCAGCGCCCACUAUACCAGAAGUCUCGGUAUCUGCUCCUGCCAUACCUACGAUCAAUGCCCCGGACGACGGGCCUGUGAUCCCGGUUAUCAAUGUCCAGGAAAACGACGCGCCUCCGACUGUACCGGCAAUUAACUUCCCAGGUGAAUCACAUCCUGCCCCAACAGCCUCCAGACCGUUACCAAAGCACUCAUCCUCCGCACCGACGAAAUCCAGCAGCACCGUGGUGAAGACGCCCUCACAGCGCCUUCCUUGGCUUUCAUCUCGACAAUCUAUGCCCACAGUGUCUUGUUCGAGCUGUGCGCUCCCCAUCUCUGGCCGCAUCGUGACGGCCUCGGGCUCUAAUGCCCGCGAUCUCAAAGCCCGCUUCCACCCUGAAUGCUUCACUUGUCACCACUGUGCCACUCCCCUCGAAUGCGUGUCCUUCUACCCCGAGCCAGACUCCUCACGCCUGUCGCGCCUCGGCAUCUCCUCUACUUCCGACGCCGAUCCCACCAACCCUCCCGCUCUCACGCCAGAUCAACUUGCGCUUCUCGAGAACGACCCCCUGAGGUUCUUCUGCCACCUGGACUUCCACGAGUUCUUCUCUCCCCGCUGCCGGAGCUGCAAAACCCCCAUUGAAGGAGAAAUCGUGAUCGCGUGCGGUCACAGCUACCACGUCGACCACUUUUUCUGUGCGGAAUGCGGAGACCCCUUUUCGUCCACCACGCCCUUCGUGGAAGGGAAUGACGGAUACGCCUACUGUGUGCGGUGCCACACGAAACGCACAUCCGCCCGGUGCCGCGGCUGUAAACUACCCAUCCUGGACGAAAUCACGGUGGAGGCGUUGGGCGGGAAGUGGCACGGGAACUGCUUCGUGUGUUGCGAGUGCGGUGGUGGAUUCGGCGACGAGGGCAGAUUCUUCGUCAGAGAGGUGCAUGUGGAGCCGACGGACAAGGAGAAGAGGAAAGGCAUUACUAGGAAAGUAGAAGAACGCGCGGUUUGUGGAGAGUGCGAAGAGAGGAGGCUGAAAGCUUGAGCGGAUUUGGUAUGGUCGGCCUAGAAAAGAGGACGGAGGACCGUGGACCGGGGCUGGUAUGGCGCGAUGGAGGGCGAGGGUCUCACUUCCUGGAGUCCCGGCAUGGAUCUCGAUGAAGGGGGAAAAUAGGUAUCGCGGGCGUUCAAGGAUGGGAUGGGAAUGCAUGGUAGGUAUGCGAUGCUUCUACGCUUCUACGCUUCUACCCUGGACGACGUACGGGAAUGCGGAUCGGAGUUUGUGACUGGAUUCUUUCUUCCCGAGCUCUCUACUGCGCAUAUUGUAGAAUCUAUCGCAUCAGAGCCAGUAAAAAGGAACAGAAGGGAGUCGGCCAGCUCGCUCCUAGCUUGUAUCUCCGCCACUCCUUCUCCGCCAAUUGGUCCGAAACGCUAAAGAUGAAAGUGAUGAUUUGUAUCAUUGAGUUCUAGAGCAAUAAUGGGGGGGUUGCAUAUGGUCUUCUGUC